AUGAAGGGAGGCCCAGUGGAUGCCAUGGGACACCGGAGGAAGGCAGCUGCUGCCGAGGGGCGUGGGCAGGGCCGGGACGCAGGGGGACGGUCACUGUCAGUCCUGCCUGGUGGUCGCGUCCCUGAGCUCAGCGUCCCGCCGCCCCGGGUGUCCCCGCCCGCGCGCGCCCGUUGGGGGGCCCGGGGUGCGGCGCCGGCCGCCCGGCCGCAUUGUGACGUAGCGGGGCCGCGGCAGCGCCUCCGCCGCCCGCCGGCUCUCCUGCGCCCGCCGCUCUCGCCGUCUGUCCGUCCAUCCCUCCCGCCGUCCUCCCGCGCUCUGGUGAGUCCAGGUCCCAACCGCGGGCGCCGCAGGGAGGAGAGGGACGCGGGCAGCCUGUGCAACUUUGCACCGGGCGACACCCUGAGGGUUCUCGGGACCCCGGGGGCCCCCUUUGUGCCUCGGGUCCCUUCUGCUCGGGGCCGCGCGGUGCCGCUGCAGAGAGCCACAAGAGGAGAUCGCUGUGGUAACCCGGGCAGCUUCACCCCGGGGGACCCAAGUCGCUCUCGCCUGGCUCUGGUGCAGGGAUUGUUCUUUUCAUUGGCCCUUGCGCUGGCGUUACGCUUGCUGCUACCUCGGAUGGUCCCGGAGGCGGGGAUGGGUUGUGCCGAGGCUCCUAGGAGCUGCCAGGGAGGGGCGAAGGCAUGGUGAUAGCUACAUUAGUAACCAGAACAAUAACAAACGUGAAGGGGUUGCGGUGUAGUGUCGCUACCCUAGGAGAGCCCCUGGCCCAUCAUCCCCGCGGCGCCUAGGCUGCCCGUCCAGCCUCGGCUCCUCCUCCCGGCGCUGUCCGGUUUCCCGGGAUUGUCCAUGUCUUAGGGAAGGCUUCUUUCCGGACCUUCUCAGUUGGCCGUGACUUUCAUCUG
Molecule: messenger RNA, 902 nt
Organism: Mus pahari (shrew mouse)
Lineage: Eukaryota; Metazoa; Chordata; Mammalia; Rodentia; Muridae
Gene: Prr34
Product: PRR34 long non-coding RNA
Exons: 2
Coding region: 1-687 (228 amino acids)
Source: RefSeq, a predicted model, not a curated record